AUGGACGCCGCCCAGCAUGUGUGGAGGGCCAUUGACCGCAGUGGCCGAGCUGUGCACGCUGAAAACGGCAUGGAGACUGCUCAAGGUGACACCCCGGCAGAAACACAUCUGUCAUACGCCAAAAACUUUUAUUCCAGCUUUUAUCAAAAAAGGACCAACUCGAGAAUCCUCAACUCCAUGUCCCUGCUACGCAAAAUCGACCCUGCGCGCCACACCGAGCUUGGCCUCGUGGAGGACCACGUGCACGCGCUAGAGUUCGGCACGCCGCCGCCCAAAAACGUCGCGGAAACCGCCAAACAAACGGCCAGAUUGAUCAACAGUCUGCGGCUGCUCAACCUCGAAAACACGCUCGAGAAAAACUACGGCCGCGACAGCGAGCCGUGUCUCAUGGUGCAGGACCCGGACAUCUGCAACGAGAUCUGGACAGAGCUCAACUUCCUGCGCACAAGCCUCGAGCCGAUCUUGAACGGUCUCCUGUGCAUUUCGGAUAUCCCCUCGUCGGCCAGCGUAGAAAGCUUAUAUGGACAUUAA
Messenger RNA from Ogataea haglerorum, 531 nucleotides. RefSeq lists its product as uncharacterized. The transcript is spliced from 2 exons. Bases 1 to 531 code for a protein of 176 amino acids. The record is from RefSeq and is a predicted model, not a curated record. NCBI's taxonomy places the organism in Eukaryota, Fungi, Ascomycota, Pichiomycetes, Pichiales, Pichiaceae.